Messenger RNA from Acaulospora colombiana, 669 nucleotides. The record is from the annotation of a GenBank genome assembly. NCBI's taxonomy places the organism in Eukaryota, Fungi, Glomeromycota, Glomeromycetes, Diversisporales, Acaulosporaceae.
AUGAGCCCGGCUAAUGGAUUUUACUCAGGUAUGAACCAGGCAAUCGCACUAGGCCAACACUGGAAAGAUACGCACAUCACCGCAGUAUAUUGCUCGGAUCUAAAGCGUGCGCAUACCACAGCUCAGCAGCUGGUGGCAGCUCGCUCUCCCAAUACAACCGCCUCCCCUUCAAGCACAGACGACAAGGAAGGCACUCAGCUUUCUCCAAUAGUGAACCCUCUUCUUCGUGAGCAGAACUUUGGAAUAGCAGAGGGGAAACCAUGGGCUGCUAGGAAUCCCAAUACGACAAAAGACCCUAACGAAACGGAAGAGGAGGUCUAUUAUACUAUCUAUAAUCGCCACGAGAAAUUUCCCGAUGGGGAGUCGCUAGACGAUCUUGCAGAUCGGGCAGAAAAGGCUUUGGACCAAACCGUCUGGUCGCAUGUCCAAGAAGCCCUGAAAUCGGGUGGACACGAGAACAUUCACAUUGUCGUGGUUAGUCAUGGCCUAGCUAUCUCGGAACUUGUGGCUGCCUCCCUCUCUGGCAAGUCAUACAGCGGCCUCGUUAAUACUGGUUGGACGCAGCUGCAAAUAGAUAUUGAACCAUUCUCACCUGAUCAACCUGAGGAACGAGUUGUUACGAGAAUAUUCACAAAAUCUGUCAAUAACUCCCCUCAUCUAAUCAAUGUG